This is a messenger RNA of Spodoptera frugiperda (fall armyworm), 1684 nucleotides long. RefSeq names its product Krueppel homolog 1 (gene Kr-h1). The transcript has 2 exons. NCBI's taxonomy places the organism in Eukaryota, Metazoa, Arthropoda, Insecta, Lepidoptera, Noctuidae. The record is from RefSeq and is a predicted model, not a curated record. The coding region runs from base 210 to 1277 and encodes 355 amino acids.
UGAGCGAUUUAGGUGUUCCCGCUUGGUCUCAUGACUUGCACCGCUGCCCAUCCCGCUCCGGCUUGCUCCGCAGCGCGGCAUUCGGCUGCUGUCGGUCGAGUGAGUGUGUCGUUAUAUAGUUGCUCGCUGUCAGACCUUUGUACACAACCUACGCCAACAUUAACAACAUUGAACCUUGGCUAGAAAAAUCAUCAUCAUUGUAUAAUAACAUGAUAGGCGAAGAGGAACGGGUCCACCAAUGUGGCGAGUGUGGGCUGACGCUGUCCACUCGCAGUGCCCUGACAGCCCACGCGCGUUCUCAUCGUGCCACUGCUGAUGCUCAUCGUUGCGACGUCUGCCAUAAGACUUUUGCUGUACCUGCAAGACUAGUGCGCCACUACCGGACCCAUACUGGUGAACGGCCCUUUGAAUGUGAAUAUUGCCACAAGAUGUUCAGUGUCAAGGAAAACCUUCAAGUCCAUCGUCGGAUCCAUACUAAGGAACGACCGUACAGGUGCAGUGUGUGCGACGCCGCUUUCGAACACUCCGGAAAAUUACACCGCCACGCUCGAAUUCAUACGGGAGAACGGCCGCACGCGUGCCCACACUGCCACAAGACUUUUAUUCAGUCGGGACAACUGGUCAUCCAUCUUCGCACCCACACUGGAGAAAAGCCAUACCGGUGCCCAGCGCCCGGCUGCGGCAAGGGGUUUACCUGCUCGAAACAAUUAAAAGUGCAUUCGCGUACGCACACCGGUGAACGUCCUUACACUUGUGAUAUCUGUCUUCGUGAUUUCGGUUACAAUCAUGUGUUAAAAUUACAUCGGUUUCAACAUUACGGAGAGCGUUGCUACCGUUGCACAGUGUGCGAUGGUACGUUCAACACAAAAAAACAAAUGGAGGCCCAUAUUUACAAGGAGCAUGGCGCAGAUACGCCGCGCACUCAACAGAUGCCGGCCACCGGUUCACUCGUAGUGAACGGUAAUGUAGUGUGCGACUUGGUAGAAGCAGCUUUACAGCAACUACCACCCACUCCACCCAGUUCUCCACCUUCUCCUCAGUGUCCCACAGCUCCUUCUGCUGCCAGUGUGACGCCAGCAUCAAUUCCGUCACCCUCCGUAUCUCCAACUCCUGUUCCACUUUCUCCAGCACUCACUACCUCAGUGCAAUAUACCUUCGCACCGUCCUCACUGCCGCCACGGAAAAGAAAAUUAAUUCCUCAAACAGAGACUGAAAUACCCGCUGUGCGGCACACUUCAGUAAUACAGUUCGCUCCAGCUGCCGCCUCCGACUCAUAAUAGGCAAUAUAGUAUAAUAAUCUAAUAUUGUAAACAAAAAUGUUCGUAUUACAUCCCGAAUGUAGUAUUUCCUAGCGUAAUUUUCCCAGGCUUCUUCAAUUCACUUGCUUGUAAGUUGUUAAUGAAUGAAUUUGUAGUGGUAGCGUUAGGUGUGCGUCGACUUGUGUAGGUAAUUGCAAUGGUAAAUGUAUGUAGGUGUAGACUAGACACUUGUGUAUUCUGAACGCAAACAUCUGUAUUUAAUAAAAUGAGAAGUUUUAAUAUUUAAGAGUUGAGGAAAAGACUAAAAGCUACUUAAUAAGUAAGUGCAUUUGUGCCGUUAUUGUUAGUAUAUAAGUUUUAUAUUUAAUCUAAUAGGUAUGUUUAUGAUAACUAUUAAGUUACAAUAAAGUACAAUAUUGUAUUUA